AUGACAUCAAAUGUUAAAUACAAACAUUAUGUUAUUUAUCCUCAGAGAAAUGCCAGCUUUCUGACAGUGAUAAUGAAAAUUUACAGCCGUCUUGUCAGUGGACUUUUCCUCUCUGCUUUUCUCACAUCAGUAUGGUCUCUUUCAAAUUUUUACGACAAAUUCAAUCUUGGCAAACGCCUGAUUGGUCAUACUCUUUUUAACAUGACAGUCAGGGGCCCCCAGAUGUGCAUUGAAGAAUGUAAAUCCCGGAAACUCUGUAUGUCUGUCAAUUUUAAUAAACGGUUGAUGAUUUGUGAGUUGCGGACAUCCACCGCCAACAAGUUUCCAGGAGAACUGGUGGACGACCCUAAUUUCGACUAUCUUGACGCCGGAAUAGUUAGCUACAGUACGGGAGACUUAUGUUUAAAGGGAAACAACUGUGAUCCGGGAAAGCUUUGUAUAAGGUUACAGGACGCUAGUCACACGUGUAUUUCUGAUAUAGCUCACGACAAAUGCACCGCUGAGCCCCCAUACAUACGUGGGACGGCCAUUAAUGUCACAGACCGAGCAGUAGGGGCAGUCUUAACCUACGAAUGUCUACCCGGCUACAACGCGACGGGAGACAACCCAAAUACGACGUGUCGUCUGGACGGAUCCUGGUCACCUGCCAACCUGACAUGUGACAAUGGCAUCGAGACCUGUUUCGUGGAUCCAAAUUGCAUUGUUAAACAGGACUUUACCUUUGACGAUUCCUUUAAUGCUUGCUAUGGAGACAUGUACAUAAAAAAUUCGACAUACAACCCUGGGAAAUACGUGGGCAUUAUUCUGUGUAGUCCAACAAGGUAUCAUCUGUUUUUGAGUGAUGAUAUAGAUGGUAUGUUUUAUAACAUCGCUGAUGGGUCCGGAUCCGGUGAUGACCACUGUGAACUGAUCGGAGGUACUUCCUCCACUGCUGUAGAAUCCCCGGAUUAUCAAGACAGUCCUGAUAUACAAGGUUUCUAUCGGUCGAGCAUGAACCAAGCCUUUUCUUUCGGGGAUAUUGGUUAUCUUGGUCCGUCCUAUAACUGGUUUGGCACAUGGUUAGAGUGUGGUGUUACCAUUCCUGGAGACUUCACUGUAUACUGAAGAUUAAGUUGUUUUAUUAACAGUAAAACGUAACCAAAGAUAUUGUCAGGGGAAAUUCAAGGAACAAAAUUGCUUUUACAACCAUUUGAAGACCUAAUAUUAAUAGGAUUACUAAAAUUUAAAUGAAAUUUUUUCGGAUGUGUUUUCCAUACAGUAGCAAAA
Saccostrea echinata is the source of this 1266-nucleotide messenger RNA. RefSeq lists its product as uncharacterized. The coding region runs from base 1 to 1104 and encodes 367 amino acids. NCBI's taxonomy places the organism in Eukaryota, Metazoa, Mollusca, Bivalvia, Ostreida, Ostreidae. The transcript is spliced from 6 exons. The record is from RefSeq and is a predicted model, not a curated record.